Messenger RNA from Pezoporus flaviventris, 2938 nucleotides. It is a transcript of the gene SMCO3, whose product is annotated as single-pass membrane protein with coiled-coil domains 3. NCBI's taxonomy places the organism in Eukaryota, Metazoa, Chordata, Aves, Psittaciformes, Psittacidae. The transcript has 3 exons. The coding region runs from base 1278 to 1955 and encodes 225 amino acids. The record is from RefSeq and is a predicted model, not a curated record.
UUCCUUACAUCUGAUCUGAACUUCCCCUGUUCAAGUUUUAACCCAUUGCCCCUUGUCCUAUCACAACAGUCCCUAAUGAAGAGUCCCUCCCCAGCAUCCCUAUAGGCCCCCUUCAGAUACUGGAAGGCUGCUACGAGGUAUGGUGGAUCUAUGCAGAAUUCAAUUCGUAUUGUUGGGAGGGGGAAGUAGACACAGCAAAAUCAAAUGCAUCAGACAUCUACAUUCAAGUGACAAGAGACUGAAGACUGAGUAAUACAAUGUUUUGUCAGGCUACAAUUUCCUGUGAAGUGACCGAUAUCUGUCGGUUCAUAUAGCAGCUAGAUGUUGCAAGCAUCCUUUGACAGGUAGAAGCACAAAACAUACCCUUUGCUUGGGCUCCCACCUUGCUACUAUUUUGACUGCUAGGGAAGUUAUGUCCUUCUGCUUGCACCCAAGAGCUCUCUCAAGGCCAACUGUAGGUAUAGUCCUGGGACAUUACGUGGCUGAGGACUGCUCCUGAUGUUGACUUUGCUUGUGCUAGAGCCUUGAAAAGCCAGACUGGUUGCAGAAGAUGCAUUUGUUUCAUCAGCUAUUGUUGUGGUUAGGUGUGUCCAAGCAGCUGAAAUUUCCCAUCUCACUUCAUACUUAAGAAUUUUCUGUCAGUGCUCAGCUCAGCCCUCUGUCUCUUCCUUCUUUCCCUUUUCAUGGUAAAAGGGGUAUGAAAUUGUGUGGAAUGGCAAAGAUUUUAACCUCCACUGCUGUUUAGCCAGCGCUGGCUCUAGGGCUCCACACAACUUCCAUUCUCAUGGCAUCAGAGGACCUGGCAAACUGCAGCAAAGAAGGGUGAUAUCAUCCCCUUGCAGCCAUGGCUAAAGGUACCUGUGCUGAUACCUUUGUUGUAGGCAGGGGGAUUCAUACUGUACCUGUUAUCUCCAGGAACAAAAGGCUUUUGGAGAAUCUAACAAUUGGGAACUAACAUUAAAUAAACUGAAAUUUGUUCAAAUUGGAAGGGGGCAGGAGUAAGCAAAUGAGAUGAAUCUGGGUAAACGCCACACAAUAGAAUUAAUGAUGAGCAGGCAGGCAACAGGACAGAGGUGAAGCCCAGCCUCUGGAUCCCUAACUCAUCACAUGCUGCUGGAAACCACCAGAGGAACACACGGGAAAGAGGAUGAAGUCACUGUCCCAUACAUGUUUCAGAUGAUUGCAGGAGCACUCAGCCAAAAUCAGCUUGAAGAAGAAGAAAAAUGUGUUAAAGAGUUUAUUCUCUUGACAGAGCUGCAAGUAGCUUAUUCUAAAGAAUGGCGCUGAGUGACCUCCUUUACCCAGAUAACCCCAAGAGAAGGCAAGAACUGAUCCACCUGCACCAGGAAUUGCUUGAUUGCAUGUCCACAAAUUUCCGUGCAACAAAUGAGCUGGCUAGAGUGCUGAAUGAACACCUGGGCUGUACUAUUACCUACAUUCGGAUGAGGGAGAACAGCACAGUCAAGGAAAAUUGUGACAUUAUCAUCAAAGCAAUGAGUGAGAUUCAGCAUCAGGUACAGAAGAUUGAUAGUGACCUGAAGGAAAAGCUAGAGCCUGUGCUGUACCAGAAGCUGUAUGACAUCAAAGAGCCUGAGCUGGAGAAAAUAGCAAUAGCCCAUAAAUUUUUUUCCAUUGUACUUGGAGAAGCAACUUCAACAGCUGGAAUGGUAGCUAUCAAGCUUCUCAGCUCCAAUUUUUUAACGCUCACUGUGAGCAAGCUCGUCAGUCUCCUUGCACAGAUUGGGGCAUCUGUUCUUGGGGGAAUCAGCAUCACUAUUCUUGGACUCGGCAUCGAAAUGAUUCUUCAUGCCAUUCUGGGAGCCAUGGAAAGGAAUCAGCUUCUGGCAGCUGUGAGAAGCUACGAGAAGCACCUGGCUGAGUUUAAAGCAGCCUCGGAAAAGUAUCGGUGUGCCAUACAUGAAGUGACUUCUUUGGUGAGACAGCAGGUCCAGUAAAUGAAGUCAGAGCUCUCUCUCCUGCUGUUACAGUGGCUGCAGCAAUUACACCCACAGAAGCCUUUUUGAUUCAUUAUGGUAAAUGAACUACUGAUGGCUUUUUUUCUUAUUAGUGGCAAGAGAGCAAGAGACCAGGGAACUGGCACUGAAAUAUAUUAAUAAGGAACUGGCUUAUAGGUGCUUCUGGGAGGUAGCACUUCAAAUAUGUUGCAACUUUUCUUCAGCUAUUUUCUGGAGUGCAUUGUAGAUAACCUUGAACUGUAACUUAUACUUGUGACAAUACUCCUCACUGCUGGAGUAGUGCUGAGAAGGUGUGAUUUUUCUCCUACUGUGUUUCUGUAUCAAAGAGGACAAUAUGGUGGGAGAAAACAAUUUCAGCAAGCCAGUCCACAUCAUCAUCAGGAUGGCUGUCUGCUAAACUCAGACUGUGGAUUAGUGCUAAAUCUGGUAUGCUCAAUUCCAUGUUUGUUGGACUGCUUACAGGGACUAGCUGAAGCAUAUUUAGCUGCUAUUUCCUGUCCCAUCCCUGCCUAAGAAGCUAGACAGAGGUCUUUAAAUAAACUCUAAUUCCAGUAGAUUAGCAGGUAAGAGAAGCACGGGCCUACAAGCAAACACACACAAUCUUGCCACACAACUGAGAUAAACCAGCUGUAGUGUUCCAGGCUGUGAAUGACCUCUUAUUCUCAGCACUGCCCUGCUCCUGCCAACUUACAGGUAACUAUUUUGGUGCACAGUUGCUGCUUUGUUGAUUAAAAUGGGAUGCUAAACACGUACAAGUAUCUGUAGGAUUACAGACCUAUUAAUGCACCAAGUGCUUUAUUUUGAAUCUUCACCAGUGUGGGACUGCCAACAGUGUGUUUAGAUGCUGCAUUUCACAAUACGCUACCAAAUGUCCUUAUUUUUCAGAUUUUAAAAACAAAGCUGGAAGCAGGAACAUCACUUGCAGUCUCUUGCUCUGAUUUGCUGUGGUUUGCUUUUUUUUU